AUGUCGAAAGCAUUCUUUCUAGUUGUACUUGUUGGGCUGGUGGCUGCUGCUGCAGCGGAUUUUGCUGCAGAACCUCCUCACUUCCGGCAGAGGCCACACCACGAGCACAUGUCGCCUGAGGGAGCUCCAACGCCCCACAGGCCCUUCCAUGGGCACAAGCCACGCCAUGAUCAGGAGCAUGGCACUGGCCCCGUGCCCGGCCCAUUUGCCCACCCUCCUUGGAUGGCUGGAGCACCAGACCACAUGCCUCACCGCGGCCACCACUUUCCCGGGGGUGCACACCCUCCGAUGAUGGGGCACAGCAACGGGCCCCAUGGGAAGGUGAUGCCACCAGCUCACGCCCCACACAUGCAUCCGCGUCACCACCUGCCACAUCAUGAGCCUCUGGCACCGGCCUAUUAG
This is a messenger RNA of Punica granatum (pomegranate), 402 nucleotides long. The record is from RefSeq and is a predicted model, not a curated record. Lineage: Eukaryota; Viridiplantae; Streptophyta; Magnoliopsida; Myrtales; Lythraceae.